This is a messenger RNA of Pocillopora damicornis (cauliflower coral), 2122 nucleotides long. RefSeq lists its product as uncharacterized. Gene Ontology annotation, biological process: glutamate metabolic process. Lineage: Eukaryota; Metazoa; Cnidaria; Anthozoa; Scleractinia; Pocilloporidae. Gene Ontology annotation, molecular function: D-glutamate cyclase activity. The record is from RefSeq and is a predicted model, not a curated record.
UGGGACUACAGUUGAAAUCAGUCAUGCAUAACGUCGCCCUAUCCUGAACCAAGCCACAAAUUGACGACUAAAGGGAACCAGCACGAUAGAUUUUGGCCACAAAACUGUACUUAGGGCCCCGCUUCUCGCGGACAGCCAUGUCUCUAUCACGUGACACACUACAGAUAAAGCCCAGGGAGGCACGCGAACAAUUUCGAAAGGGAAACUUAUCUGAAACGCCUAUCACUUGUAGCCAGUUUUGUGCAGGUUAUCUUCAGGCUAACAUCGCCUGUGUGCCAUCUGAUAUAGCGGAUGACUUUGAAAGACUGUGUCUCAGUAACAGCUCUCCAUUCCCCUUGCUAUACCGCAGUAAACCGGGUGAGGUCUCAGCCCCACCUUUGGCGUCAAACUCGGAUGCAAGGACAGAUCUUCCCCUUUAUGCAGUGAGUGAAAAUGGAGUUGAUACUGGAAUUAAGGAAAAUCUGUUGGAAAUUCCUUGGGACGAUAUGGUUACAUUCUACUUUGGUUGCAGUUAUUCAUUUGAUCAUUUCCUUGUCACCGCCAAAGUUCCACUUCGUCAUAUGAUCCAAAAACAAGACCCACCGAUAUACCUCACUGGAAUACCGCUCAUCCCCCAGGGGCCUUUCUCAGGGAAUAUGAUCGUCACUAUGCGGGCAAUCCCACGGAAGUUUGUUCCGAAAGUGGCGGAAGUCUGCGUACCGUUAGAUUUUGCCCACGGGGCUCCCAUUCACAUAGGGGCUCCCGCAUUAAUCGGAAUAGAGGAGUUUCACAAUCCUCCUAUCGGAAAUAAGCCAGUAUAUGAUGAAGAUGACGUUCUUGUGUUUUGGGGCUGUGGAAUAUCUGGGAGUGAAGUUAUGGCCUCAGCUAAGCCUCGCGUUGCUGUCAGUUUGUCAAUGAAAUGUCUUGGUUCAUUAUUCAUCACAGAUUGUUUAGUGACAGAGUAUCUCCAACAACAUCCUUCAGAGCUGGCCGGUCUGUCGCCAGAGGUGAUUUUUCUGUCAGAGUCGCCUCAGUUUGCGUCUUUAGUCUCCCAACAAGCCAUGGAUGAAAUUGUAAACAAAGAGAAUGAAUUCACAUCAAUCAAACCCAACGUGUCCAGUAAUGGUUUUCAAGAACGGAAUGACAAGCUUUUGAAAUCAGCUUUAGCGCUUUCUCACGCAUCAUAUGUUGCCAUAGUGACACUGCCUCCUCAGGAAGAGGCAAAGCAAGUUUCUGGGAGACAGUUGUCAGCCGUUGUAUGCAUUGUUAAAGCACUUCUUGCCCAAGAUAAAGAAAUAACAAUUCUAACGCAAAAGAACGCUGUUGCAGAAUGGGAGACGUUUUUAGCUGAGUGUGAGUCGCAAAGCAUCGUUCUCAAAUCUGUACCAGUAGUUCCAAUUGCUGGGAAAACGAGUGAUUGGUCACGUGAUGUUUGUUCAGUCAUGGCUAUGGUAGUUGACAACCUUGGGCUCAGGUUCAGCUCGUCCAGCCUCAAUUCCAUGGUUUUUGUGAGCGAACAAGGAAUGUUGUCAGUGCAAAGUUCUCUUUCUUUGGGUGCAGAUACAAAUGACGUGGUGAAAGUCAAUGGAGAUCACGUGGUCGCGAACGGUCAACCAAUUGAAAGUGGUUGUUGGCUAAGCCCCCUCCUGGUAUCCAUGGCGAUAUACAUCCUGCAGACGUGUCCCAUUCACUCUAGAUAUGCGAGGCGUGGUCGAGGACUUCACGAGGUUAAAGCAGCCAAAGAGUUCUUCGUUACCCCGAGCGACACUCUGGUCAUGGAGUGUCAAGAAGUUGAAUUUGUACAGAAAAUGUUAAAUGCAAAGAACUCGCCAAAGAUUUGAAGGAGCUCUCAUUCUUAAUUGCUAUAUUCUAAUGUAUGGGGGAGAUAACUCAUCACAACAAUGCAGCUGGUUUGUUUUCAGUUGACUAGCUGUAACGCUCUUUCUGCUCGUUGAGCCUUUCCUUAGUCAGGCAUAUCAAAAAGUUCCAAGGUCGGAAUACAAGGUGUGGUUGUUAAGGUAUUUCGUUUUCGAGUAAUAAUGGAACAUUAGUGGCUGCAAUAGAAUUUGUCAUUGUGACAAGAGCAGAAGAAGACGAAAAAUAAGAAAAGUAGGAUAUACAAUAAAAUAUUUGCAGUUCAGAA